This is a messenger RNA of Wyeomyia smithii (pitcher-plant mosquito), 1046 nucleotides long. Its product is annotated as 10 kDa heat shock protein, mitochondrial. Bases 204 to 506 code for a protein of 100 amino acids. Gene Ontology annotation, molecular function: protein folding chaperone; ATP binding; protein-folding chaperone binding. The transcript is spliced from 2 exons. Gene Ontology annotation, cellular component: mitochondrial matrix. Lineage: Eukaryota; Metazoa; Arthropoda; Insecta; Diptera; Culicidae. The record is from RefSeq and is a predicted model, not a curated record.
AUUCGUCGGUUGUCGGCUCAGUGCUCUACACACACCCCAACUCAAAUUUUUGUGACAGAACGUUUCUCUCUUCCCUCAAGUAGCGUGGUCGCUUUUCUGUACAAAGAUCAUCAAAUUAUUUGAAAUCUGUCCACAGAAUAUUAAAUUGUGGUCAACACUUUAAACGUGUUUGUUACGAAGAAAAAGCUCCAACCAACAGCAGAAUGGCUACCAAACGCUUAAUCCCCCUGCUGGACCGUGUUUUGAUUCAACGUGCCGAGGCGUUGACAAAAACCAAGGGCGGUAUCGUGCUACCGGAGAAGGCCCAAUCGAAAGUGCUAGAAGGUACUGUCAUCGCCGUAGGACCGGGAGCACGAAACACACAAACCGGACAGCACGUUCCGCUGGGGGUAACCAUCGGUGAGAAGGUUCUGCUACCCGAGUACGGGGGCACCAAAGUGGAUCUAGGUGACGCCAAAGAGUACCAUCUGUUCCGGGAGUCGGAUAUCCUGGCGAAAAUCGAAUAGAACCAGCAGAGCCGCCCUCGACAGCCAACCAGACCCAAUGCGAUUCGCGUUAGACAUCCAUCGAAGAACGGCGAGCUGGUUGAGAUUCGGCUCUGAACAGCUGUUAUAAUUUUAGGGAAACUCCUGGCGAGAUCUUUAGCUACUAAAUAGCAUUCGUUCCGCGUGUGUGUGUGAGUUGAAUGUUGAACUGAAACGCGCUUGACUCGCAUUUAAAUCACAAUUAGGCGACCGCGUUUCAGAGGAUGUACUCGAGGGCCACACCCAAUUGUGGGGACCACCAAGGUUUGUCGUUCGAACGUUGCUGCUCCUACCAUGAUUGGGAUGAGAUCUUGCUCGGUUGUGGGUCGUGAAACCAAAACUUGCUAGGUUCCUGCAAGCGAGGAAGAUCCUUUUAUUUAAGCAGGCCAAUGGUUUGACUAGAGAGAAGACUCGAACGAACUGUUUGGCUUACGGAUGCGUGUGUGCGUGCUGCUACUUUUACCGAUAAGAGUACGAUUCUUAGGUUUAUUUUCCGUUGAAUAAAAAACAAGAAUAACAAAA